Pectinophora gossypiella (pink bollworm) is the source of this 1790-nucleotide messenger RNA. RefSeq lists its product as uncharacterized. NCBI's taxonomy places the organism in Eukaryota, Metazoa, Arthropoda, Insecta, Lepidoptera, Gelechiidae. The transcript has 3 exons. The record is from RefSeq and is a predicted model, not a curated record. Bases 181 to 1551 code for a protein of 456 amino acids.
CGUUGCAUAUUUAGACAACGCUCGCGACUGCGCAGCGGCCGUGACAUUUUGACACAUAUUCCUUAUAAAAAUUCCUUUUAAAAAUUCUUAUAAAUAUUCCGUAACAAUUUUUUUUAAAGACAUAUUAAUUAUUUUCUAUAUUUAAUUUUUUUCCUGUGAAAUUAUCGUAAAGAACUCAUCAUGAUGUCAACGGAGCACCCACUCCUCGAGUGUCGAAGCACUUCGUACACUCUCGCUACUGUGCGGCGCGCGUUCAUAGUGUGGCUACGUUGCGGCCGGCGCAACAACUUCCAGGAUGUCUGCGAAUACUACCAUCGGCUCGAGGCUAUGGAGGAGAAACUGCCAGCCAACAGUCGCUCAUCCAGCCGUAACCAUGAGUUCUCGCUCUUCGCGAACCAGCCCCCUACCUCCCGCUACCAGCAGAGCCUCUUCCCCUCUCUCUACGCUCCCUCCGAAUCGGACACAACGCCCUACGAACAAAUCUACGCCCAAGGCCACUUCCAAAGAAACAUCGAUCACGCCAAUAACAUCAUCAGAGUAGAGGAUAUGCAAGUACCUGGAGGUUACAGUGCCUUCUCGCAUCAAGACAUCUUCAAUACCAGCCAGAUUUUCAAACAUCCUCCUCCGUAUUACGAGAAAACCGAGGAAACAGUCAAGAAACCAGCAGAUACUUUUACAAAUCUAUGUAAUAAUAUAGAAGGACUCGAAAAGCUGAAUUUGAAUGGGACGUCAACACAAGAUAUUGUGGAUACCAGCGAGAUGAUAAAUAAUUACUGUACGGAAAAACAGGUGCCUCUAAAGAGUUUCUUGGAAAAUUUCAAAGAAUAUUCAGCGAGAUGUGAGCUUCAGAACACUGUCAAUAAUGUUGUGUUCUAUCUCAAAAGGAAAACAAUCCAUGAAGAAUUGAAAUUGGCCGCUGUUGUUCACAAAGCAAAACGAUACAGUAAUGAAAACAAGGCAUCACGAAAACUCAGAAUGGAAAAAUGUGACAAAGUGAAAAGUAAUGGUAUCAAUCAAAAGAAUUUAUAUGCCGGCAUUGAUAAAAUGUCUGACUCAUCUAGCGCAGAAGAAACAGAAAACACAAAACCAAACAAAUAUAAUGGCAAUGAAAUUGUACAUGAGGAGCCAACACCAAUGAAUGGUGCUGUAGAAGGAAUAGCUCCGAUCCAAGAAGAAGAAGAAGAAUUCCUUGAUGCGGAAGUUUUUAAUAUCACUAAUGGUGAAGAAGAAAACUACAUUGACGCCUCUACGUCAAUUUGUGAAUACAACGACGAAUGUGAGAAAACUGAAACGUCAUUCGAACACGAUGAUGUGUUGAUACAAAUAGAUAUCAAUUUGAACUCUGCAAAUGCGAAAAUGGAAAUCAUAAGCAGUGGAAGUGAUAGAUCUGAAGGAGAAGAACAUAUCGAAGAUAAAGAUAAAGAGUUUAUUGAUAAUGACGGAGCAAUAAGAUUGAUGAAGCGGGAAGAAAAUGAUGUUAAAAAUAACAACACUGCGUUUUCAACCCCCCACAUUUUAAAACUUGACCUUCAGAAAUGCAGGAAAAUUUGAAAAUUAUGACUAUGACACAGCAACUUUGCCCAUGAUUUUGCAACGACGACAAUUGACCAAGGUUUAUGUAUAACAACCUUAUAUUUAUAUAUUUACAACCUUAUAUAGAUACCCUUAACCAUACUUUACACACUUGCGCUGUAACCAUAAACUACGUUAAGUACCUACAAACUCUGAAAUCAAAACUUUAUGCAUUCACCAUUGACAAGUUUUAUAAUGUGUUAAUUGUUUUAUCUAUA